CUCCUCUCACACUCGUGCUCUUGCUGUAUGUAACUCGGGGAGCUUAGUGUUGUUGCUUUAAUUUGGGGUUUUGGUGUAAGACGAGUGCGUGUGUUUGUCUACUUACUUUCGUGUGCUUGUGAGUUUUAUUAAAAGCCGCCAAAAUUGGUCGUCUUACGAAAACUUCAUUUGUUUUAAGUGACCUCAGGGACGACGACAUGGGUUUCGGUUCACGCAUGGACUGCUGCGGGCAGUUUGUCAAAUACAGUCUAUUUGUUUCGAAUUUUAUUAUAUUUGUGGGCGGUGCUACUGUAUUUUGUUUAAGUUUAUGGACCCUGGUCGAUCGUAGUUUUAUGAAUGAAUUAUUGGGCACAAAUCUAUUUUCGGGAGCUGUUUAUGUUCUGCUGGUGACAUCGGUGGCCAUAUGUCUUUUGUCAUUCCUGGGUUGUGUGGGGGCGGGCAAGGAGGUUAAAUGUCUACUGUUAACGUACUUUAUUAUUGUGGCCCUGGUGUUUGUCACCAUGUUAAUAGGCGGCAUUUUGGGUUAUGUGUUCAGAGAGCGAGUACAACAGACCAUGAGACAGGAAAUGCGCUCUACUAUGGCUUUAUAUGGCAGCCGUCGUGAUAUCACCCAGGCCUGGGAUCAGACCCAAGAACGUCUCCAGUGCUGUGGUGUUGAUACCUGGCAUGAUUGGAAUCGUUUUGGUCCCAUUCCCGAGUCCUGUUGUCAGGAGAUCUUUGGGGGCCAACGCAAAGAGUGCACCAUCUUCCCCACCAUCACGAAUUUGUACAGUCAGGGUUGCUUGUAUGUGACAUCGAAUUUCAUCAGAGAUCAUGCGGCCAUAAUUGGGGGCACUUCGAUAGCGGUGGCCAUUAUAAUGAUUUUCGGCAUGGUCUUCUCUUGUCUUCUAUUUAACAUGAUUGAAUAGUCAAGAUUUAAGGAAUUUUAUUGCUCUUUCACAGGUUAAACCUUCUUAAAAAUACGAGUAUAUUUUUUAUUUGUAAAAAAAUUUGUGUUAAUUUUGUAAAAAAAACAUUGCAAGAAAAAAAUAGUUAAAAAACUAUAAGAAAAAAAACUUAUUAUCUGUAAAAUAGCUUAUAAAAGUAAAGACAGGUUUGGUUUAAGGUCAGCAGCUAUCAAACAUUAAAUGGUCAAAGUCAGCAGUCAUGUCUUGACUAGGGUUAGACAUGUAAUGUUACAAGUAAGCAGCUUAGCUUACCAUAAGCAAGAUAUGAUUUUUAGCUAUAUCUGUCUUUUUUAUUGUCACAUUUUAUGUUAAGUUUGUCUAAAAAUUUAUAAAGUUUAUUAAUUGUUUUUUUUGUUUUUGUACAAAAAAAGAGCCUUAAAACUCAAAAAAAUCUAUGUAAAUUCAUGAAAAAGAAUGGAAUUUUUUUUUUAACAAAAUUAUAUUAAAGUAUUAUACAUAAUUUGUUCAUUUUACUUAAGCUAUCAUUUGUUCUUUAUAUUAUUAUCAUGCAUAUAUAUAGUAGAUAUAAUUUAACUGUUAUAUCGUGUAAGUAAAAUUUGUUUAUUUUUAUAAAUUUCAUAUCAUUUUCAAAUGUUUGUUUAAUUAUUUGUUUAAAAUUGUUUCAAAAUAAAAAAGUUUUAGUUUUAAGUUUUAAAUUUAGUUUAAGCAAAUUCAAAAAUAGUUUUUAAAUAAAAAUUUGUUAUCCUAAAAAUUAAAAAAGAAAAACGUUUCCAAUAAAGAAAAACAAAAAUUUAAAUUUUUUAAAAAAUUUGAAAACCAA
Calliphora vicina (urban bluebottle blowfly) is the source of this 1728-nucleotide messenger RNA. RefSeq names its product Tetraspanin 74F (gene Tsp74F). The transcript has 6 exons. The record is from RefSeq and is a predicted model, not a curated record. Bases 198 to 908 code for a protein of 236 amino acids. NCBI's taxonomy places the organism in Eukaryota, Metazoa, Arthropoda, Insecta, Diptera, Calliphoridae. Gene Ontology annotation, cellular component: plasma membrane.